UCCAAGAUAAUAGAGCACAAUAGUAUCAAUGAGCAGUUUAGAGAGCGAUCAAAAUGCUUACUUUGUUGUAACAACCAUAUAAAUUAUAAAUCGAAGCAAGUACCCACACGAUUUUCUCAAUCAAGAUAUUGUCCGCUUUAGGGUCAUACCCACACAGUUUUUGACUUGGGGGUGAAUAUCAAAGUGACUUGUCAUAAGGUCGUCCAUACUUAUAAUGUAUUAUACUGAGUACAUUUAAUUUUGAAGUUCUCACAAGAACUCAUUCAUUUUAAUCCAAAACCCGACUUGUAAGUUAAGAUUGGUUUCGUACCUAUAGACCAUUGCGCACGUUUAACUUCGUUUUUUUUUUGGUGUGAGGGUUUAACUUCGCUUUCUUCCAACGGCACUAUACUAAUACCAACAAGAUAAACUAAAGCCCACCCUUUAGCCCAGAGUGAAAAGCUUCAGUAAUAGAAAGGCCCAUGAUCCAUCUGGAAUCUAAACUUUAAGAGGCCCAAAGCAGGGAUCCAGUGUAAUCACCGGAGUCGGACGGCAAAUCAGACAGAAUCCCCAUUCCCAUACUUCUCCCCACAUCGCCCCGCCGAUUCUCUGAGAGAUCGGGUAAUCCAGACGUUUACCCGGCGAUCUUCGAUUCUUCGCAGCGAGAAACUGGCCAGUAUGGGCUGGGAGUCUAGGGAUUCCUCUUGAUUUCCCUUCCCGGCGUCUACCGUCUUCUUCAAACCACGGAACUUCGUCUCCCUGCAUUUCUAGGGUUUAACUUCUGAAGAAAGUUUGAAGUUAGCUCUCAAUCAUGGAAUUUUGGACUGGAGAUCCAACUGCCGGAGCAGAUGCUAUUCAACUUUCAGUUGAUGAUGCAGCUGAUGAGAUUGUACAGACUUCUAGACAGCAGAGAUUAGCUUUUCCGGGGGAUCCCAAAUGCGUGAUAUGUGGCCGCUACGGAGAGUACAUCUGCGAUCAAACGGACGACGACAUAUGUAGCUUGGAGUGCAAGCAAACUCUCCUAGACAGAAUCGCCAAGGCCCAAAGCUCGGCUGCAAUCAAGAAGGUACCUGGAAAGGAUGAGUGCUUUUAUGUUUCUGAUGGUAGAUCAGAAUCUAUGUCUUUAACUGCUGAUCAAACUGAACUGCUGAGGAAGAAACUCGGCAUCCAUGUUAAGGGCAAUUCAGUUCCACCUCCCGUGUUGUCGUUCUCUUGCUGCAAUCUUCAUUCGAAGCUCUUGAACAAUGUAGAAUCUGCAGGGUUCGAUUUGCCUACACCGGUCCAGAUGCAGGCGAUUCCAGUUGCUUUGAAUGGAAGGAGCGUGCUUGCUUCUGCUGACACUGGUUCAGGGAAAACUGCUUCCUUUCUGAUUCCCGUCAUCUCCCAUUGUGCAGCGUUUCGCCUUGCCCAAAAUGCUAAUAACAGUACGAAGAGGCCAUUGGCGAUCGUUCUAACACCAACCAGGGAGCUCUGCAUACAAGUGGAGGAUCAAGCCAAGUUGCUUGGCAAAGGUUUGCCAUUCAAGACUGCUCUUGUUGUUGGUGGUGAUCCCAUGGCCGGACAGAUCCACCGCCUUCAUCAAGGUGUCGAGUUGAUCGUGGCUACUCCAGGGAGACUGAUUGAUCUCCUCGCAAAGCAUGAUAUGGAGUUAGAUGAUGUCACGAUGUUUGUGGUUGAUGAAGUCGACUGCAUGCUCCAAAGGGGGUUUCGAGACCAGGUCAUGCAGAUUUUCCUCAGUCUGGCUCAACCCCAGGUUUUGAUGUACUCAGCUACAAUCUCUGAUUCCGUCGAGAAGUUGGCUAGCUCAAUGGCUAAAGACAUUGUUUUGAUCUCCAUUGGCCAGCCCAACAAGCCUAGUAUGGCAGUGAAACAGGUGGCCAUCUGGGUCGAUACCAAGCAGAAGAAGCAGAAGCUUUUUGACGUUCUAUCAAGCAAGCAGCAUUUCGACCCACCAGCCGUGGUCUACGUGGGGUCCAGAAUAGGAGCAGAUCUACUUUCCAAUGCGAUUUCAGUGAGUACCGGGUUGAAGGCACUGUUGAUCCACGGUGAGAAGUCGAUGAAGGAGAGGAGGGAAGCGAUGAGGCAAUUCUUGAUGGGAGAAGCUCCUGUGAUCGUGUCCACUGGCGUUCUGGGUCGAGGAAUUGAUCUGUUGGGUGUUAGGCAGGUUAUAGUGUUUGACAUGCCGAAUUCCAUCAAGGAAUAUGUUCAUAUGAUCGGCAGGGCUUCCCGGAUGGGGGUGGAAGGCAAAGCGAUCGCGUUCAUCAACGAAGAGAGCAAGGCAUUGUUCCCAGAGUUCGUCGAGGUGCUCAAGUCUUCCGGAGCUGCAGUACCUCGUGAGCUUGCUAAUUCCCGGUAUAGUUCGAAAUCAUUGCCUUCUAGCAAGAGCUGGAAGAAAAGGAAGCUUGGCUAGUAAAGUCUUGCUGGCGGAUUCAAGCCUGGCCGCUAUUUGCACCCAAGCAAGCAGCCUUUAUUAUUGUUUUCGUUAUUAAAUUGAAUGUAUAUAUAAUUCCUUGGUAAGAUCCGGUGCUUGGUGCUUAAUCCCAAUCUCUUAGAAGACAAAUGGAGGAGGGGAUAAGGGGAUAUACUAUAUUGUUAAAAGUACAAAUUCAAGUUAUAGAAUAAAAAUUUAAAGUAAAAACUAAACCACCAAAUCUUUAAAGCAUUGUAAAAUUCCUUUUAAAAGAAUGCAAUUGACAAAUCACUACUUCGAUUAUGGUGGUUUCCAUACAUAUUGCAUUAAAAAAGCCGAAAUACCAUAAUUUAAAAAUAUUUCUCAAUCUAUUAUACAAAUAAAUGAAUUGGGGUGUACACAUUCCAAUUGUAUUUGUCCCAAAGAAAAAUACCAAUUGAAGCAUGUGCACCCCAAUUAUGUUUAAAAUGGUCCUAAAAUCGAAUUUAGGAAGAGGGACUCUCGCCCUAAUUAGGUUUUUCCUCGCCAUGAACACCUUUAAAUCCACCACAAUCAUGAUCUCCUUCUUCCUCCACCACUCCCACUGAACACUCGUCGGUAACUCAAAUUAAUCGCUAGAAAAUUCCCUUCCUCUAGGGAGUAAAGAAGAUGCAUAAUGGCCUAGCAAAGGUAGAAAAUCAGCAACAUAGUUUGCUUCGCGAUACACAUGCUUGAUCCUAACAAGCCGAGGUUGAGCAAGCCAUCGGUGAAUCUCUACCCCACAUGCAUAGUGCGGGUGGUGAGUCUUAGGAGUCUCUAUCAGGGUCUUAGCUAUGAUCAAGUCUAUCUGUAGAACAACUUUUCUAGCCCCUUCUUCCCAUGCGAGCUUCAACCCAUGCACAAUACUUGUUGGCUUUGCACGAGUAAUCAACCCCCGUCCUAUGUUUGCUGAAAAAGUUUUGAUACAACGACUAUCAUCUCCCGACUCCCCGCAUGAUGCUUUCACAAGUAGGUGCACCCCAGAAUUGUGUUUCUCCUUCUCCAAGGAUGAAUAUAUAUUGUUCCUUGGUUGUGCGGUGAUUAACUAAAUUUGUGCAUAGGGUAUAGCUCGCCUCGGAAUAAGUGGUUAUUUUGGUUCUCCGCAUAAUCCAACACGUUCCUGCAAACAAAAGUGUUGUCAAUAGUAUUACCGCGCCCUAAAAGUUUUUACAAAGACCAGUGAUGUAAGUCUCGCUUAAAGAAAGCGUUGUCCGACUCAUUAUCACGGAAUCCUCCCACAUUGAUCUGCCAAAUGAGAAAUCCAACUCCACAUAUCUUGCAGCUGGUGGUGUUCGUCGUCAGAUGUCUUUUGCACCUCUCUGCAUUGGUGAGAAAACUGUCGUGGUUUAGUAUCCAUAAGAAGGCGAGGACACAAUGUACGGUUGGCUCCAAAACUGAAUUACUCUCCCAUUUCGUAAGUUCCAUAUUGUGGUGUUGUCUAGUAGGAAGAGGUGCCGAUUCUCAAUCCAAUACAUCCACUUAAAAAUCCAAUUAAUCCAAUUCAUUUGAUCUAAAUGAAAAAUUAUGAUUUUU
Molecule: messenger RNA, 3940 nt
Organism: Linum trigynum
Lineage: Eukaryota; Viridiplantae; Streptophyta; Magnoliopsida; Malpighiales; Linaceae
Source: the annotation of a GenBank genome assembly